GAAUAGAUUCGUAUAAUGAACAGUAGACUAUCAGGGAGAAAUUUGACGGGGAAUAUACCUGCAGAGCUUGCUAGUUUAACUGGCCUAGUCGAAUUAUGGCUUGAUGGAAACGUGCUUUGUGGCCAUAUACCUGCUCUCGGUGCAUGCUUAAGUCUCAGAAACAUUCACCUUGAGAACAAUAAGUUAACUGGUGAUCUAUCAUUUUUGGAUGGCCUAUCAAAUUUACAAGAACUGUAUGUCCUUUCUUGCCAUUAUAUUGUCAUUUAACGAACAUCAAUGUUUGCCCAAAUUUGUUCUCUUUUAACGUUUGGCUUUGUCUAGCACCAACUCCAGCAUGAAGUAACUAUUGAGCUUGCAGGUAC
Zingiber officinale is the source of this 362-nucleotide messenger RNA. RefSeq names its product probable LRR receptor-like serine/threonine-protein kinase At1g67720. Gene Ontology annotation, molecular function: protein binding. The coding region runs from base 16 to 267 and encodes 83 amino acids. The transcript is spliced from 3 exons. The record is from RefSeq and is a predicted model, not a curated record. Lineage: Eukaryota; Viridiplantae; Streptophyta; Magnoliopsida; Zingiberales; Zingiberaceae.